Salvelinus fontinalis (brook trout) is the source of this 4017-nucleotide messenger RNA. RefSeq names its product ubiquitin-like protein 3. Bases 637 to 1002 code for a protein of 121 amino acids. Gene Ontology annotation, molecular function: protein binding. NCBI's taxonomy places the organism in Eukaryota, Metazoa, Chordata, Actinopteri, Salmoniformes, Salmonidae. The transcript is spliced from 5 exons. The record is from RefSeq and is a predicted model, not a curated record.
UUUGCUCCCUUCUCGACACCGAGGACUAUGCAAGCCAGCACCCCCCCCUCCACCUUUUUCACAGUACUGCCGCCAUGUUCUUCUGAGUCAGGAUGACAGACUGGCAGAAGAGAGAGUCAGGAACAAAGUCUGUGACUAAAAACGAUGGUUUAACUCUGGUUUUCGGAGUAUGACCGAGAGAUUUUAAAUCCACGGAACGUUUAGAACGGCGGAGGGUUUCCGAUUUAUUUUUUGAAACUGAGGAUUUGUUCCGAUUUACAGCGAGAUCGGUAUGUCGGUAUGUCCGAAUGUUAACAGCGCGAUUUAUUUGGUUUUCCAAUGGCGUAGGGACCUUCUAUAAAGGCAGAUCUUUCUACAUAUUUGUUGUCAAUGGGGUCCCUCCGAUCAAAUCAAUAACCACAUCCAGCCUGUUUUGAAAAACCUGCCUUUUAACGGAGAAAAUACACAAUAAUAAAUGUGAAUAAAUAGAACAACACAUUUCAACAUUCGUUCCUGAACGGAGAGUUGCGAUACCAACGGAAUUUAGUAGCUCGUUGUUUUGGACGUUUUAACUGUUUAUCGAAGACUCUUCAUUUGCAGUCUACGAGGUUUAAAAGACAACGAAAUAGUAUUUCCUUCCGUGAAGCCCUACUGUGGAUGGAUUCCAAGAUGACAGGCUCUACCCCCGCGGACAUGAUUAACCUACGUCUCAUCCUGGUCAGUGGGAAGACGAAAGAGUUCCUCUUCUCCCCCAACGACUCGGCCGCAGACAUCGCCAAACACGUUUACGACAACUGGCCAAUGGACUGGGAGGAGGAACAGGUUAGCAGUCCUAACAUCCUGAGGCUAAUCUACCAGGGCCGCUUUCUACAUGGAAACGUCACGCUAGGAGCUCUCAAAUUACCCUUGGGAAAAUCCACAGUGAUGCAUUUAGUUGCCAGAGAGACGUUACCUGAGCCAAACUCCCAAGGUCAGAGAAACAGAGAGAAGACAGGAGAGCGUAACUGCUGUGUCAUCCUGUAAAUACCCACCUCCCUCUUUAAUCACCCCCCCAUCCAUCCACCCCAUCACAGCCAUCCUGGAUCCAACCAACCUUUAAUCAUCCCCCCCAUCCAUCCACCCCAUCCAUCCACCCCAUCCAUCCACCCCAUCCAUCCACCCCAUCCAUCCCCCCCAUCACAGCCAUCCUGGAUCCAACCAACACACUGACUGUCCUGUCCUGCAGUCUCUCUAUCAUGCUGCCACACACACACACACACACACACACACACACACACACACACACACACACACACACACACACACACACACACACACACACACACACACACACACACACACACACACACACACACACACACACACACACAGGUCUCCUGUGUGUAGAGAGGUUUCCCCCUCUAUCACUUCUGUCCUUAAAUCUUCCACUAGUUCAUGGACUACUACUAACUAACUACUACUAACUAACUACUACUAACUAACUACUACUAACUAACUACUAACUACUACUAAACUCCUGUUCUAUUACCUCACCAAGGUCCCAACCAAUGACUGACUAACAAACACACAACAAACAAACAAACCAACGGCCAUAAUAACAUUUCGACUGUGUUUUGACAGUCAGUCCUAUCCUCCUCCUGUCAGAUCGCUCAUCCUCCCUGAACGAGGGGAAAGAAAGACAGAAUAUCCCUCCGUCUUCCCUUUUCUCCCUGAACGAGGGGAAAGACAGACAGAAUAUCCCUCCGUCUUCCCUUUUCUCCCUGAACGAGGGGAAAGACAGACAGAAUAUCCCUCCCUUCUCUCUUUUGGACGACCAAAGUGUAGGUUGCCAAUCAAAAACGCCUCUUUUAACCAUCGGGUAAAAUAAUAUGUUACUUGUGUAGAUAAAUCCUCAAAGAUAACCAAUAGUCCAGACCUCAUGUCUCUCUCACGAUCCUUUUCAAUGAUAUUGGAUAUUUUUUUUUUACCAUAGUAGGAUGGUCAGAAUUAGUGUGACUAAAAUCAACAGAGGCCAGAGAAACAAAAGGGGUAAAAAAAUAAAUCACGAAAAUGUCACAAAAUGGCGUCCGCUAGGCUAGAUGCUGUCUGACAAUGAAGGAUACCUGACAGGCUCACUUUUCCCCUUGAACUCAUCUUUUCUUUCCAAUCCGCAGGACAGAAAAACAAUAUAGAAGUAAGAUAGAUAUCGUUUUUUUUUUUUUAGACAUGACAUGUAGUAUUUUCAUAUUUUAGUGUACGCUUUUCAUAUUCAUUCAAAAUGUCUCUUCUUUAAAAAAAAAUAUAUUUUUCACAAAACCAAACGAGUCUCUGAAAUGUCAACCGAGCACUUGGGUGUAUACCAAGCUUUUUAUUUACUACUUUCAAAUCUUUUUUUUUUUUACAUUUAAUUCAGCUCGUGUCACGUCUAAUUUUGUUUUUUCUCGACCUGUAGAAACAACUUGGUAGACGACAACGACCACAACAUUUUAAAUCCUCAAAAGGGGCGGCAGGUAGUCUAGUGGUUAGAGUGUUGGGCCAGAAACCGAAAGGUUGCAAGUUCGAAUCCCUGAGCUGACAAGGUAAAAAAUCUGUCGUUCUGCCCCUGAACAAGGCAGUUAACCCACUGUUCCUAGGCCGUCAUUGAAAAUAAGAAUUUUUUCUUAACUGACUUGCCUGGUUAAAUAUAUAUAUAUAUCCAAUUUGUAAGUCGCUCUGGAUAAGAGCGUCUGCUAAAUGACUUAAAUGUAAAAGUUGUUACGAGAAACCUUGCAUCUCUAUGUCGACAGAGUCCUUAUUAUCGGAUGGAUUAGGCUACGAAAUCAGACUUUAAAAUAUAUAUAUAUCUAAUGAGCGAUUCAGAACAUGAAUAAUCAUAUUUGUCUUGGUAAAUUGUAUUUUAUAACAUAAGGAAGUGAAAUGGCAUGACCAAAGCGAAUUAGGACACUCUUCCUAGGGUAGUUAUCAGUCUUGAACUCUACGAUAAGGUAAAGAAAUCAAUCUGGAAUAAAGUCUCCUUUUCUUCCAAAUCUCCCUCCUCUCUUCUUCAGCCAUUUUUUUUUGCACUGUAAAAAGAAAAUGUUAUUCUAUUUUAUAUUUUUCCAAUGGGAAUAAUAUAAAAAAAUAUAUAUAAAAAUAAGUUACCAUAUGUGUAGAAUAUAUUUAAUAUGAAUGUUAUAUUGAACAAGUUGAGGCCUAUAGAUCCAGUAUGUUGAUACAGUAUCUUAGUGUCUGUGUGUACACCACGGGUUAGCUAGCUAGCUUUCUAGACAGUGGUUAAAACCGUUACCUUGGUGACAGGGUCUGCGUCCCGCCCCCCUCCCCUCCGAUUGGCUCCCGUUUUCCAUAUUACAGUGCACUACUUUCGACCGUGGCCCAUAGAACCUGUGAUAGGCUAGCGUCCUGUCCAGGGGGUGUACUUGUACAUCAAGCUACCUCACGCUCCUCCUGUCUUAUGGGCUUUUCUAGCUCAGACAAGGCUACUUACUGACAUAGGGGCCGGGGUCCAAAGUAGUGCACUAUUUAGGGGAAAUAAGGUGCCAAUUUAGGACGCAGACAAUGUAUUGUAUUUCAAGCAGCAGAACAGAACCAUCCUCCUAAUCAUUAACAUACAGAACUAUUGUAAACAUGUUAUACUGCUCUUUUGAUUGUCUGUUUUUUAAAUUUUUGUUUAAAAUGUUUUUUUUUUUCAACUGUUCAUAGUUUAAUAUAAUCCUAUAUAAUUUUAAUUUCGUUUUAUUUUUUUUUGCUUUCUUGCAGCACUAGGUCUUAAAGGAUUACAACCCAAACAUGGUAUCAUAUUUCCCCUGCAGAGUGCACUACUUUUGACCAGGACCUAUAUGGCUCUGGCCAAAAGUAGUGCACUUUGUAGGGUACGAUUUAGGACGUAGCCCAAAGACUAUAGUUUCUCUUGCUCAGUGAUCAGGGUUUCAAGCUUGUACAGUGAUAAUAUUAAAAAGCGUUUUUUUUCAAACGGAUUGUAAAUAACAGUAAUGCUUCUUCUCUCGUAACUUCACAAUGGAAUACAUCCAUCUUUCAACGAAAUAAAGAUGAUUGAAAGUG